This is a messenger RNA of Closterium sp. Yama58-4, 2679 nucleotides long. The record is from the annotation of a GenBank genome assembly. Lineage: Eukaryota; Viridiplantae; Streptophyta; Zygnematophyceae; Desmidiales; Closteriaceae.
AUGACGUCAGCGCCGGCGUCGACGCUGAUAGACACGGCAUCUCACUCCCACUCCCCCUCUCUCGAGCACACCAAUCGCGCCCCCACCCGCGGCAAUCGCCCGUGGCGCACCUCGUCGCACCGCAACGCGGAACACGAUGCGGCCACCGCCACCCACGCGGCACAGCGCCGCCAGUCGCGGCUCGACUUCCAAACGGAGCUCGGCUCGCCGGCGGAGCGGCGCGAAAGGAGCGAGUCGCUAAACCAGCGCAUGAUGGAGGGGCGCGGCGACGCCAUGGGCCACUCGAGCGAGCCGCGCCUCGACACCUCCGGCAGCUGCUCGUCGCCGUUGUCCCUCGACGUGCUCCCCGUGUCGCCCCUCCCCGCGUCGGCCCUUCCCGUGUCGCCCUUCGACGUGCUCCAUAUGCCCGUGCCGGACGGCGGGGAGCGGCCCGACGGGGACGGCACGAGCAGGAGCGAGGUGGCGAGGGGAGGAGGAAGGGCGGAAGGGGAACCGCUGCCGGGCGGCAAGCCGCUGUUUGGGCAGCGGCGGGGGCGCGGGAGGCUGUGGCGGUCCGCCAGAGAGCUGCGCGAGGACGACCCGGGCGACGACGUCGCGCUCUCCUUCGCGGACGACGCGUCACCCGCGGGCGCGCCACUCAAGGCGCGGUCGCCCUUCCAAUGGGUGAUGAAAAGCGCCUCUGGCGUGUUCGCGUCACGCGGUGGGGACGACGGCAGCAGCAGCAGCGGCAGCAGGGACAGCGGCGGCAGCACGCGCAGGUUGGGGAGAAAGGAGGGGUCGGCGCGGGCGGCGCUGGAAGAGUAUAUGAACGUGCCCAUGCAGCUCAAACCAGGGCGCUCCGGGGACAGUGAGCCGCCCAACGCGGAGCAGAUGGGCGCGCGGCGAUGGUGGCUGGGAGGGCCGUGCGUGGUGGCGUUCAAGGCGGCGCUGGCGGCGGCGCGGCGCGUGCGCAUCCCCAUCGUGCACCCGUACUCGCCGUUCUGGCGCGACGUGAACAUCAUCGUGGGCGCCUGCAUCGCCUACAACCUCUGGGAGCUACUGUACAUGGUGGCGUUCGACCUGAGGGCCACGGGCGCGUGGCUCAUCGUCGACUCGUGCCUCUCCCUCGUCUACCUCGCUGACGUGCUCCUCGGCUUCAAAACUGGGUGGUGCGUAGAAGGGGGCGAGGGGCUGGAGAGCGAAUGGGGGCGUGGAGAGGAGAGGAUUUGUGGGCGAGAGGAGAUUCAUGUUGCACCUCCCCUUUCGGCCCUCUUCCUCCAUCUUCUCCCAUCCGCCACCCCCAUGUUCUCUCCCUCCUCUCUCGCCCUCCUUUCGCCCUACCUUCGCCCAUCCCCGUGCACCUCCCUUCGCCCCUCCGCUCGCGCCUCCGCCCACCCCUGCGCUGGCCCUCCUCACUCCGCCCAUGGUCCGAUUGGGGCGGGCAGGUACCUGACGCGGGAGAAGCACGUGAUGGGGGAGGGCGGGGUGAAGAUGCUGCUGCCACAGCAGAUCGUCAUGGACCAGGCGUUGAGGCUGCUGAAGCUGCUGCGCCUGAGGCGGUUGGGGCAGGCGACGCAGCAGCUGAGGCAGUCCGCUCUCGCAGGGCUCUAUAUGGAGAUGACCAUUCUCGUGCUGCAGAUCUGCAUGGUGUGCCACGUGGGCGCCUGUGCCUUUGCGCUCAUCGGCCGGCUCGAGUCGCCCCCCGAGUCGUGGCUAGCAGCGUUCAACUGGAGCAACGGGGGCAGCCAGGAGACGCUAGAGAGUGCGCCGCACGGGGUGGUGUAUGCCGCCGCCUACUACUGGGCCAUGGUCACCUUCGCCUCUGUGGGGUACGGCGACAUACACCCAGUGGACACGCUGGCAGAGCGCCUGUUCGCGACGGGGUACAUCCUGGUGACGUCCAUCCUGCUGGGCUACACCAUCGGGCAGAUCUCCUCGCUUAUCUACUCCAGCCGCGCUCGCCGCGAGUCCGUGCGCCAGCGCUGCAACACGCUGCACAGUCCCACCCCGCCCACACUCUGCCCUGCUCGUCACACCUUCACCCUCUUCCCUCGCUUCCCACUCCGCGUCCGCACCGUAGCUGACGCCCUGCUCUCCCCCUCCCCCUCCCCAUCCGCGUGUGCUGAGCUGAUGGCAGGACGACCUGAGGGCGGACCUCUUUGUGCACUGGUGGCAGCGCCAUGUGCUCCCCAGAGGCGUGCGAUGCAGCGGUCGCUGGCAGUGGCGGAGGCGGUGCCGGCGGUGGCGGGGGCAGUGGGGUACGAGAAGGAGAGCGUGGGCGAGGGGUAUGUGGCGGGCACCCAGGGGCUGAGGGCGGCGCUGGAGAUGCGGCGGGGCGAGGAGGAGUGGAGCAGCCAGCGCGUGUCCGUCAUUUGCAUGGACGCCUCCUUCCAGGCGAAGACGGAGUGCGAGGUGUACCUGCUGCUGCUGGACGACCUGUUUGACGCCCUCGAGAGCUUCCCCGAGCUGCUCACUGCCAUGCGCACCGCGCUGGGGCUGCCCCUGGCGCCCGAUGAGUACCUGGCGCGGCCGCGCUUCAUGGCGUCGCACCGCAGCUUCAAGGGGCUGCACCACAGCAAGAGCAACUCGCGCCCCAUGCCCUUCACGGCUGACAGCAGCAGCAACAAGACAGUGUCGUUUGGUAAGGGGCGCGUGCUGAGGGUGGGCACCAGCUCCAUGCUCCAAUCAUUCAAAGGAUGA